CAAGUGCAGGACUUGUUGGUGGUGUCAAUAAGCAACAAUUUCAAAUUACAUUUUUUAUGAUAGGUAUUACAGCACAAUCAUCAAAAGGAUAUUACCAUAAUAAACAAAAUGAAUACUUGGAAAAUAUAAUUAAUGAAGCUGAAACAAGUGCAAAAAUUGUUUUGGCCAAAGCUAUUACACAAAUUAAAGCAAAAGAUGAAAGAAUAUUACCUACCAGUUUUAACUGUUCUUGGUCGUAUUGUCAAAAUGCAAACUAG
This is a messenger RNA of Funneliformis caledonium, 257 nucleotides long. The record is from the annotation of a GenBank genome assembly. NCBI's taxonomy places the organism in Eukaryota, Fungi, Glomeromycota, Glomeromycetes, Glomerales, Glomeraceae.